GCAGCAACACAUGAAACGCCCUUGAUCGCACUUUCCCUGCACCUCUGUACAUAAUUCCUUGGUGCCUUGCAAACCUCUCUGUAUCUUGUCAUAGCAGCAACUGCCCACACACAAGCCUCCAAAAGUCUCUCCGCCCACACAUCCCACCUACUCCAACAUGGGGAAACCCCGCAUGAUCAUAUUGAUCCGCCAUGCCCAAUCCGAGGGAAACAAGAAUCGCGACAUCCACCAGUUCAUCCCUGACCACCGAGUGAAACUGACCCAGCAUGGCUGGACACAGGCAGAAGAAGCGGGGCGACAACUGCGCUCUCUCCUCAAGCCAGACGAUACACUCCAGUUCUACACUUCACCUUACCGCCGAACGCGAGAAACGACAGAAGGCAUCCUCCGCACGCUGACCUCGGACGACCCCACGCCAUCGCCCUUUCCUCGCAACAAGAUAACCGUAUACGAAGAGCCACGGAUACGAGAACAGGACUUCGGCAACUUCCAGCCAUGUUCCGCCGAGAUGGAGCGCAUGUGGCAGGAGAGGGCCGACUAUGGUCACUUCUUCUACCGCAUACCUGAUGGCGAGAGCGCGGCAGACGCGUACGAUCGUGUCAGUGGCUUCAACGAGAGCCUGUGGAGGUCCUUCCAAGACGACAACUUUCCCAGUGUCUGCGUCCUGGUUACUCACGGGCUGAUGUCGCGUGUCUUUCUCAUGAAAUGGUACCAUUGGUCGGUUGAGUAUUUCGAAGACCUCCGUAACGUCAACCACUGCGAAUUCAUCAUCAUGAAGCGAAGCGAGAACAACGGCCGAUACAUCCUCCAGAACGAGCUACGGACAUGGUCAGAACUCAAGCGCCGCGCUGCCAAGGAGAAAGAAGAGACCAAGAGCGCUACCUCAUCUACACCGAGCAGAGCUACACCCUUGACUGGAUUAGGUCAAACAGGAGCCACAUCAUCCCCUACCAUACCUACGCGCCGAUGGGGAGGUUGCGUCAACGGCUGUGACCAUGACAAGAUCAACUACCCCCGCCGACCAAUGCGCAAGAACACCAUGGAGUACAUGGGACAUCAAUCCCAGCAGCUGCCUCCCCCCGCAGUCACACAUAUGGAGCCAGUAGAAAGCGAACAGGAAGAUCACCCCGUCGCAGCGCCGCAGACUGAACAUGCUCCCAUCAUCAAUGAACCUUCACCAGCGAAGCUAUCGCGAAAACAGAGCACUAAGAAUAUCCCGGAAAUGCCACCAACACCAGCAUCUCCAAACGAUGCGUCCAACGAUGCUACGAGCAGUGAGGGCGAGGAAGCAGCUUCUUCCAUGUCGCGAUCGGGUAACCAUGCGCAACCGCGAACCGCUGCCGUCCUUCGCCACUUGCAGCCCCAUAAGACACCAGGCGAGGGCUUCUCUGACGAUUCAGACUAUUUCCCAGGUAUGCAACAGGUUCACCACCGCAAGUUCCUCCGGGCAAGUUCAACACAGCGCAAACAGUCCAAGGAACGCAAAUUGCAACGCAAGCAGACAGAGCAGAGCUGGAAGGAGGAAUCAGGCAUGGGAAACGGCGCCAGAACUGACAGACUAGGUGACGGCGAUGCCACUAGUGACGACGCUGCGUUCGCCAAGGAGAAGGAAGGAGAACCGAUCCUCGUGGAGGCGCUCAAGGGUAACAUGAUUGUCGAGAAGAGCGAGGAGGAGCGAGAAGCAAAUGACGAGUUUGGUAAUACCGAGACCAAGAUUGGAGAGACGGAGAUUGACAAGAUGCAAGAUGCGGAAAGAAAGGGCUUUGGUGAGGUGUAUUGAAGCUUCCUGGAAGAACGACAUGUCGAAUACGAACGUGAAAAUAAUGCUGCUGUAGCAUCGCAGACCCUUGGACGUUUCGGAAAGGGUUUUGCUCAUCGAGCUGGCCUCGUAGACCUCCAUUUCUGUCCGAACUAUUGUACUUGAGAAGGAAUAGGCGAUGAAACAAUGUAUCAGAGAUAUCGGUCUUGAAUUUCUUGAGGAUGUGGUUAGACCUUGAGUAUAUGUGGUUUGACUACUAGCCUAGUAUGUGAACAUAAGGCUGAUACUCCCGUUCCCAGUUCAGCUUGUUUUCAGCCUCGCACCCAAUCGAUCAAGGACUAAUCCAUCUUAGGGAUGUAAGCUGUGGCUGUGCACAACACUACGUGCGAAAGAGUCA
Molecule: messenger RNA, 2156 nt
Organism: Alternaria alternata
Lineage: Eukaryota; Fungi; Ascomycota; Dothideomycetes; Pleosporales; Pleosporaceae
Product: phosphoglycerate mutase-like protein
Exons: 4
Coding region: 158-1780 (540 amino acids)
Molecular function (GO): phosphatase activity
Source: RefSeq, a predicted model, not a curated record